AUGCAGAUGGGCAUAUCCGAUUGGCUUGAUCUGCGUGAUAAGGGUAGCCCGCGAGUGCCACAGCCGACUCCGUGCAUCUUCCAGGGUCCUUGUACGAUGCUGGGUCAUACAUACGGCUUUACACUUCUAUAUGGUCAUGCAGUUCUGACGUUAAGGAUAUGCGGGCCAGGUUGCCGCAGGGGCAAGUCUGCUUUCCCAACUCAUGGGUCAUCUACACCCACGACGCGUACUCAAAUUGAGAACCACUACUAUCUUAAAUUGAACUUGGUAGGGAAAUUACAACUGCCGAGAAGGCUGUCUCAUUAUGAAACGUGGCGAAGCAGGCAGUCGUUCAGCCAUCUCCUUUGGGAACGGGACGCUUGCCUUGCCCAACAAGUCGGCGAAUAUUCGGGGAAUCACCGCAACUCAGGGCCUUAUGCCAAACCCGCCCGGGAAAGAGAUCUGAGUGAGAUGAUGCCGUGCUUGUGGAGACGGACGGGAAGCCGAACAGUCCCUGGACCCUAUGCCAUAUGGCACAGUCCACAUUAA
Messenger RNA from Aspergillus neoniger CBS 115656, 528 nucleotides. RefSeq lists its product as uncharacterized. The record is from RefSeq and is a predicted model, not a curated record. The coding region runs from base 1 to 528 and encodes 175 amino acids. The transcript has 5 exons. Lineage: Eukaryota; Fungi; Ascomycota; Eurotiomycetes; Eurotiales; Aspergillaceae.